AUGUCCCCAUCCAAAAUUCUCCCAGAGUCGUCUACAACUUUGGAGUUGUUCCCCCAUAUCCAUGAUGACCCUGCUACCCUGCCUCAUUCCUUAGAUCCCUUCACCAUCACCACCUCUACUGGCUUUCUUCCCUACCUCACCUCCCCUACCACCCUCCCAGAUGUCUUCAAGCCCUUGAUGUCACUACUUGGCCGUCUCCCCGUUGUCAAGUAUGAUGGUACUCCGGGUCUACUGGCUACCUAUGAGUUGGGUCCUGCCGUCUUGAAGGAACUUCCCGACUUGACUAACGAGGUUGACAAGCUGGUCACUGCUGAUGGAAGCUUGGAUCUUUACACAAUCAUGGCUGUCUUCCGUGACUACUCUUUCCUGGCCUCUUCUUACCUUCUUGAGCCGUGCUGGAAGAACUGGUGUGAGAAUCCUGAUGGUGGUUAUGGCCUUGGUCGGGAUGUCCUUCCCAAGUCUGUGGCUGGCCCACUGUACCGUGCUGGCCAGAUCCUGGACAUCCCUCCAUUCAUGUCCUAUGCUGCUUCAUACGCACUCUUCAACUACACCCUAGAUGACCCGGCCAAGGGUUUGGUAUAUUCCAACCUUCGCCUCGUUAGAGCAUUUGAGCGUGGCCUGGACCCUCGCAGCUCUGAAGCAGGCUUUAUUCUCACCCACAUCGAUAUGGUAAAGGACACCCCUGGCCUUAUCACUGGCGUGCUUCAGGUGAUCGACACGCUGCAGCAAGGUGGGUCACGAUCUACCGUAAAUGAUGGGUUCCGGGAGAUUCUAGCUUCUAUGGAGAAGAUUGAAGCGGGGAUGGAAGACAUGUGGGCCAACUCCAAGCCGUCUGACUACCUCUCCUUCCGCGUUUUUAUCUUCGGCAUCACCUCGCAAUCCAUGUUCCCCAACGGAGUCAUCUACGAUGGCGUCGAAGGCAACAAUCCUCUCCACUUCCGCGGCGAGAGCGGCGCCAACGACAGCAUCAUCCCUCUGCUUGACCAUCUUCUCGAAAUCCCAAUGCCCAAAACGCCUCUCACCGAGAUCCUCCAUGAGUUCCGUGCCUACAGGCCUCUUCCCCACCGGGAGUUCCUUGCCCACAUCCGUACCAAGGCCGAGGAGCUCGGUGUCCGUGAUUUCGCCGUCCAGGACACCGAGACUACCAUCCUCUUCCUCCGGACUUUGAACCACGUGCGUAGUUUCCGUUGGAGACACUGGCUGUUCGCUAGGGAAUACAUUAUCCGUCGCACCCCUCAUCCUACUGCGACUGGAGGAAGUCCAAUUGUUACUUGGCUUCCAAACCAGCUAUCUGCGGUUAUGGAAAUGAUGAUCACUAUAUACGAGGCUGUGCUUUCCCCACGCAAAGCUCAGGGCACUGACGGGUAUGGUGGUGCGUGUCAGAAGCUGGUUGAGCCUAUGAUGGAAAUGGUGCGCGAUCAGAAGGAGAAGCUCGCGAAGGAGGUUGAAAAGUGGUGCAAGGAGAGAGGCGUUUAG
Messenger RNA from Aspergillus calidoustus, 1476 nucleotides. NCBI's taxonomy places the organism in Eukaryota, Fungi, Ascomycota, Eurotiomycetes, Eurotiales, Aspergillaceae. The record is from the annotation of a GenBank genome assembly.